AUGUCACCUUCUGUAGACGUAGUAAAGCGGAGGCGCAUUACGAAGCAAGAACCUGGAAUCGUAGGAAGUAAUGGCGAUAGCAACAACUUGAAUCCAGUUGGAUCUAGUACAUCUAAAUUCAAGCCUGGUUAUUUGAUCCAGGUUAAGGUGUGGAAUUUUACCACCUAUACUUAUGGUGAAUUUAAUCUCUCACCGACUCUUAAUAUGAUAAUUGGACCCAAUGGGACAGGAAAGUCAACUUUGGUGUCCGCCAUAUGCCUUGGUCUUGGAGGUAAGAUAGAUUUAAUUAAAAGGAAAUCUAUGAAGAGUAUGAUAAAGAGUGGGUUUGAGGAGAGUAAAAUUAUUAUCACCUUAAAGGGAAGAGAAGAAAACGAAGAAUUCAUCAUUGAAAGGAAAUUCACAGAGAGGGAAUCCAAAUGGAGAUUAAACGGUAACAGAUCGGACGAAAAAUCGAUAAGAAAACUAGUGCUAUCUUUUAACAUCCAAUUGGAUAAUCUCUGUCAUUUUCUUCCACAAGAAAGAGUUGCAGAAUUCGCAGGAUUGUCGCCUGAAAAGCUACUCUUGGAGACUGAGCGUACUAUAGGUGAUGGGCUGUUACUUUCCAUGCACGAAAACUUGAUUCGUAACGACAAUGAUAUAGUCGAAUUGAAAUUGAAAAUAGAUCAAACAGAAAAGGCAUAUGCAAACUUAAUGGAAGAAAAGGAUAGGUUACAAGAGGAGGCGAAGAAAUAUGAGGAAUAUCAAACCAAGACACAGGAUUUAAACAAUCACGUAAAAUUAAUACCCUAUGCUCAGAUUCAAGAUUUAAAAUUGAAGCAGAAACAUCUCAAAAAAGAGAGAGACUUGGCCAAGAAGGCAAUAGAGAAAUUUAACUCAAACUCUAAGCCAAUUCAAACAGAAUUGACAAAAUUCGAAAAGUCCUACGACAGGGAAUUGAAAGAAUUAGAACAACUUGAUCUUUCCAAGGAAUCUGUCUUGAAUGAAUUUAAAGAUCAGCACAGGUCCAAAUUACAAGACAAGGAAAAAAUUGCCGAACUCAAACACGCAAUAACCCAACUAAAAGCACGCUCUUCAAGGAAAUUAGAAGAAUUAGAGCAAAGGAAAGUGGAAUGUGAUGAAAUUAAAAGGAAAAUUGCUAAUGAUUUCCCCGAAAGUCAAAGUCACAGAUUUAAUGAAGACCACAUUGAAAGGUUACGGGUUUCUAGAGAUGAGAAACAUUCAGAAUUAGAAGAAAUCAAUAGAGAAUUGGAAGAAUUGGAAAGAAUUUUGAGACCAAAAAAGCAACAUUUCGAAAAUUUGGAGCAAGAAAUGAAUGAAAACAAAGAGAGAUUAACAUCCACUGACAAGCUUGUAGUCUUACAAAAUGCAAUUCAAAAUAAUAGAAGCAGGGGAGGGAAUAGUGGUGGUAAUACAACUGAACUACUUACAAAUACCUUUGGGGCUCAUAGGCUCCUCAGAAAAAAUUAUUUGCCAGAGUACAAAGGAAAAUACUUCGAAGCACCAGUAGUUUCAUGUGAAAUUAGUGACAAACGGUAUUGUAAAUAUCUUGAAAAGGUAAUUGAUAAUAAUACUCUUCUCUGUUUGUCAUUCAAUGACAAGCAAUAUUAUGAUGAAGUAAACAAGAUUGUCUUCCAAAAAUACAAUGCUCCCAUGAGAGUCAUAACUAAACAAGCACCUCAAUCUAAAAUUCCAGUUCGGGAUAUUAAGAAAUUUGGAUUUGAUGGUUACUUAUCUGACUUCAUAUCUGGACCGAUGGAGGUUUUGAAUAUGUUAAAUGAAAUUUCCAAACUAAAUCAAAUUCCUGUUUCAGUCAACCCACUAUCUGAAGCACAAUUAAAUAAAUUACUUAAUGGAGAAAGGGUACCAUUCACUAAAUUUUUAUCCGGAGAUAAUCUAUUUAGUAUAUCCAGGUCAAGGUAUGGUUCGAAACAGCUCUUCUACACUACAGAGAAGGUGCCCGAAGCUAAAUUGUUUAGCAGUACAACUGGGCUCACAGAGCAUGCGAAGGGAGAAAUAGAGACAUCUAUACGCGACAUUAAAAACCAAAUGCAAAAUAUUAUAGCUGAAGUUGAAACAUUCAAGGAAAAUAUUUCAAGUUUAAAAAAGGCGAGAGCAGAAGCUAAAGAUAAAUUUGACACCUUAACGAGCCAAUUUGAAGAUAUCAUCAAACUAAAGAAUUUGAAAGUUACGCUUGAAGGAAGACUUUGGACAAAGGAGGCACAAAUGAAAAAACUAGCAGAAGAAUCAAAUAGAGAUUGUUCGGAAAAGAUUAUGCAAAUUGACGCCAGGAUUAAACAAAAAUAUCAUUCAAUUGCUAAUGCUGAACUCAAAAAUGCGACUUUACUCCGUAGCUUAACUGAAUACAGUGCUCAGAUUUGCCAUAGAGAAUUCAUCUGCCUUCAAUGGGAAAAUAGAAUUGCUACUGCCAAGGGACUUCUUAUUGAUUUAGAAGGGCGCAAAGAACAAUUACAAAGUGAUUAUGCUGCUGCAAAAGCUAAGUAUGAUGAAAUCAAAAAGAGUGAUGCAGCAAAGAAAAUUCAAGAGCAAAGUAGUUCAUAUACGGAUGAAGAGAGACAAAUACUUGGAAAUCUUGCUGCUAUGUAUUUAGACUCCAACACUCUUACAGAAGUUAACAUCCGCGACAAAAUUAAACUUAUUGAAGAAGAACGUUCACUUAUGCUGACAGUAGAUCAGUCGUCAAUGGAAGCAUUAAGAAGGAAGCUACAAGAGAUUGAGUUUGCUGACAAAGAGCUUCCAAUCCUAAAGUCUAAUGAAAGAAAACUAGCACGUCGUAUAGAACUUAUUAGACUGGAGUGGGAGCCACAAAUUACUGACCUCAUAAACAAGAUUUCCCAAACUUUCCGUAAGAGAUUUACUUCAGUUGCAAGUGAUGGCCAAGUGGAAAUUGGAAAGGCUGACAGAUUUAAGAACUGGAAAUUACAAAUUCUUGUUAAAUUUAGAGAAAAUUCAGAUCUUAAGAUCCUUGAUCAUCAAUCACAAUCAGGUGGAGAAAGAGCGGUUUCAACUAUUUUUUUCAUUAUGUCUUUACAGGGUCUUACUGAAGCUCCAUUCAGAGUUGUUGAUGAAAUAAACCAAGGUAUGGACCCAAAGAAUGAAAAAAUGGCCCAUAAAUAUCUUGUACACACGGCAUGUGCUAAUAAAUCUUCCCAGUACUUUUUAGUAACUCCAAAAUUAUUGACUGGUCUAUACUACCAUCCGGAUAUGAUGAUUCAUUGUAUAUAUACAGAUUCAAACUAUUCAAGUGAUAAUAAUGAUAGGAAGAAGAAAUCAAAACCUUCCGAUUUCUUGGAUUUUGCAAGAAAGUUGGCAAUAACAACCUGA
This is a messenger RNA of Dujonia railenensis, 3342 nucleotides long. NCBI's taxonomy places the organism in Eukaryota, Fungi, Ascomycota, Pichiomycetes, Serinales, Debaryomycetaceae. The record is from the annotation of a GenBank genome assembly.